Triplophysa rosa is the source of this 4549-nucleotide messenger RNA. RefSeq names its product v-myb avian myeloblastosis viral oncogene homolog-like 1 (gene mybl1). Gene Ontology annotation, cellular component: nucleus. Gene Ontology annotation, biological process: regulation of DNA-templated transcription. Gene Ontology annotation, molecular function: RNA polymerase II cis-regulatory region sequence-specific DNA binding; DNA-binding transcription factor activity, RNA polymerase II-specific. The record is from RefSeq and is a predicted model, not a curated record. NCBI's taxonomy places the organism in Eukaryota, Metazoa, Chordata, Actinopteri, Cypriniformes, Nemacheilidae. The transcript has 16 exons. Bases 440 to 2683 code for a protein of 747 amino acids.
GCGAGAUUCGGCGGGAUGGACAAAAAAUAAAGCAGAAUGAGUGGAAAAAACACGCACUGGAAACCCAGAGUGACAGUACAGAGGGGUGUGUGUGUUCAAGGCGGGCUAGACUAACAUACAUGUACAUGGAUGAUCUUUCUUCUUACUGUUUUGAGAUUGUUCUGGAAUAUUUACAUCUGUAACGUUGAUUAUUUAAUAACAUAUAUUUUUGGAAGGACAUUUUUGUUUCUUUAAUAUUUAUUGGAUAAGGGCUAUCGGGAAUGUGACUCUUGUAUUGCAUCUACGGAUCUUACACUUCACUGGAAGUAGACACGUGUGACAGUGGCAUGUGUGGAUAAAUGUCAGUGGACUUAAGAUCGCUUUGUGUUUUGAUUUCAAGAACUGCAACAUUGGAUGUUUUAAACUCAUUGUCCUUGGAAAAGCGGUGAACACAGUUGACAUGGCCAACAUGAAGUCUCGCAGUGAGGAUGAGGAUGAUGAACGUCAUUCUACAGACCCUGACAGCAGAGACCCCAAGAAUCCUAAAAAGACCCUGGGCAAAAUCAAAUGGUCCAGAGAUGAGGACGAAAAGCUCAAGAAACUUGUUGAGCAACACGGAACUGAUGCCUGGAAAUUAAUCGCUAAUAAUUUUCCAACAAGGACAGAUGGCCAAUGUCAGCACCGUUGGCAAAAAGUGCUCAACCCAGAGCUGGUGAAAGGACCCUGGACAAAAGAAGAGGAUCAGAGGGUGAUCGAGUUGGUUCAUAAAUACGGGCCCAAACGGUGGUCAGUGAUCGCUAAGCACUUACAGGGCCGCAUAGGCAAACAGUGCCGAGAGCGCUGGCACAACCACCUCAACCCAGAGGUGAAAAAAUCCUCCUGGACGCAAGAAGAAGAUCACAUCAUCUAUGAAGCUCAUAAACGCUUGGGCAACCGCUGGGCAGAGAUCUCAAAACUGCUGCCUGGAAGGACAGACAACUCCAUUAAGAACCAUUGGAACUCCACCAUGCGUAGAAAAGUGGAACAUGAAGGUUACUUACAGGAGGCCAACAAGAGCAACAGAAGUGACCCGGGCCAGAAGAAAAAGGCCAAAGCCAGACCAGCUGUGGAUUAUCCACACAAACAGAAUCAAGGGCUCAUGUGUGGCCAGUCACAGCUGCCCAGAUACCCAUAUGAUUUACAAAGUAGCCAGUGUAUGGAAAGCUUUACUGUCGAGAUCUCUAGCUUUGUGUCGCCGUGCCAAGAGGACCCCGACAAAGAGAAAAGAAUUAAGGAUCUAGAGCUGUUGCUAAUGUCAGCUGAGUGUGAAGUCAGAAGACAGUCGGGCCCUCGUAACCCAGAGAGUUACUCCAGCUGGUCGGACAGCCUGCCGGAGGAUACCAUGGAGAGUCUGGAUGACAGAGGGGUGGAGCUGUGUGGUUUAGAGGAGGGUCGGGCCGCUGCUAUGCCCCUGCCUGUCUCUCCCAGCAAGUUCCUGGCUGCUGAGGCCAGUGCUGUGCUGUCCACGCUUGAGACCAUACCAGAGUUUGCCGAGACUAUGGAGCUUAUUGACUCGGACCCUCUGGCCUGGAGUGAUGUGACCAGCUUUGAUCUCUCUGAGGGUGACCCCUCCCCAAAGCCCAUUAACCCCAGCGGGGCUUGUCCAAACCUGGAAAGGACCACAGAGAACCUGGGCUACCCGAUAAACCCCCCUACUGUCCCAGAGAUGAGCAGUCAGUGUGCUGUUGUGAACCAGAGCAAGUGUGCGACUCUUUCGAACCCAUGCACGAACAGGUUCAGCUCUCCGCCACCAUCCAUCAUGAGAAAGAAGAGAAGAGAAAGAGGGGAUCAGUCACCUGCAGAUGAGAGGAAGUGCGGAUUCUAUGUAGAAAUCAGUGGGCUGUCGCCAAAAAACACCCCUGUCAAGGGUCUGCCCUUCUCCCCCUCUCAGUUUUUCAAUGUAUCUGGUGGUGAAGCCUUGAGCCUGGACAAUCCUGCCCUUACGUCUACCCCGGUGUGUGGACAGAAGUGUCUGCUCAGCACACCCCACCAGAGAGAGACCACCCCGAAACACCAGAAGGAAAAUGCAGGUUUUCGGACCCCAAAGAUUCACAGGAAUGUUAUGGUCCACACCCCACGAACACCCACACCUUUCAAAAACGCGCUGGCCGCUCAGGAGAAGAUGCACGGCCCAUUGAAAAUUGUGCCGCAAUCGCUCGCACUUCUUGAAGAGGACAUCAGAGAGGUUCUCAAGGAAGAAACCGGGUCUGACAUCUUCACACAAGAACAGAACCCGCUUCAGUACAGAACCUAUGAGCAGAUGGGAGCUCCUGCUAGUAAAGUAAGAAAGUCUUUGGUUUUGGACACUUGGGAUUGUUUGAACGUAAAGCUGUUUCCCCAACAGCAGAUUAACAACAAUGGAACGUCUAACAGUGAAGGUCUGCUGGCCAGCUCCAUGCUCAUGAUGCCGUUGACUGAGAGAGACGAGAACACUUGCUCUCCAGGAUCGCUGAAGACUUCACUUUCUGUCGUCCGCUCCCUCAGCCCACAAGGCAAAGGAGAGACCAUGAUCCAGAGGAGCCCACCGUACCAAAUCCCCACGACGGCCAACAACGAGUGGGAGGCGGUGGUCUUUGGAAAAACAGAGGAUCAGCUGAUCAUGACCGAGCAGGCUAGACGUUACUUAAAGCCCAGCAGCUGCAUUUCCAGAGCUCUCGUCCUCUAAGCGUCCCCUUUUCUCCAUCGCUCCAACAUUUAACCUCCUAGACAAUCUGACUUGUAGGAAACCCAAACGUUCACUAUGAUGUUUGCUAGACACCUACUGAUAUAACAAUGUACUGCUUAAGUUUAAUAGAGUCAUAGCAAAGCGCAUGCUGGUUGUCCUCCUGCUAAAAUACACUUAGCACUAGAUUUGCAGAAUUUAGCUUACGGUGUUUUUUAACGUAGAGAUGAAUUGUAUCCGUUUUUAUCUAUGGACAGUGCUGAUUUUAAGAGCUGCUUUUAAAGGAACCUUUUCAAAGAAAGGACACAAAAGGUUGUGGAUGUUUUUACGUUUUUUAGAGACUUGUAUAGACUCGGCAUAGGAAGCACUAGCAGUGUUGCACUACUGUGGUUGUUUGUUAGGGUGCGGAGCAGCGACGGUGUCGUAGGGUAACUGGAUAGCACUUGCAACGUAAUCGUAUCCGCUCCAAACGCAACAGGGUCAACCCCGAUGAUUAUCCUUUAUUCUGACUAGGACACUCACUGAAUGUAUUGUAUAGCAUGAAUAUAAGUUAAUGUCUACUGGAAGGUACCUCGCAACUGUUUUCUGUUUUAAAGUGAAGGAUGUUGAAAUGCAUCUUGAAAAUCUGGAGACGUAACAUCGCUGACUCAAUCCAGCAUCGUGGCUGCUCGUGAAAUUUAGCUGAAAUCAUGUUUGGUACCCAUGGCACAAGAUGCGUCACAAGUAACACGUUCCAAGAACAGAUUGGUGGGAGAGAUUCGUUGGUUUAGAGCUGUAGGUUCUAUUUAUUAAAUCUUUACUAAUUUAUUUAUUUUAAAGAUAUAAAGAAAAUGUCUAAUUAUAUUUCUGAAGGAUUUGACUACCUUCCGUUUGUUUUGGUGUCUAACAACCGCUAAUUUCUCGCAUCUGGGUCGAACAGGCCUAUACCGUAACAUUUUUUCAAGGAUCCGUCCUCUUGAUUUUAAGCCGAUUGGUUGGUCGUAAAGGUAGCAGCAAGCAGCAUUCAGCCUCCAUGUGUUUCAAGUAGAGAAAUUGCACUUUUAAAUGUAUAAUUGUUGGUUCGUCUCUUGUAUCUAUUUUGUUUUAUGCCCUCUGUAGUGUUUACAAUUUGCUGUAUGUGGUGGUUGAAUGUAUUUACACAUAUAACACUGACAUGUCACAAUGACAUCUGAAGCGUAAUAUGGUGUAAAUAAACAGAGUUUUAGUACUCUGGAGAAUGAAGUAAGGUUUUACUCGCUGCUAAUGACAGUUACAGCAGGAAUGGACACAUACACAAUUUUUCUAAAGGAAGUGUAGGACAAUUGCUUUGCUCUCAUAUGAAGUGAAAUGUUUUGUUUGCUUUGAGGACAGUCCUUGUGAAAUAGUUCAAGGUUAUUCGCAUUUAGUCAGGGAAAGAAUAGACCCCAACAUUGAAGGUUUUAUCAGUAUUAGGGUCCGACCUAACACAUUGGUCUUAUUAAAUUGUUAGGUUACUAAGUGGCUUUCUGCGAUUGUAACCCAGCUUUUAAACACACAAAUACUGACCAUUUGAAUUUACAAACACUACUAGGUAGCAAACUACACAUUGUGCAUAAAAAAAAGUAAUGUAUGUAACAUUGUAGAUAACUGCUUUAAGAUAUGUUUGUCUGUUUUGGCCGUCCUCAUUUUGUUUGUGUGUAAAGGUCUUGUUUGUUUCUCUUAUUUUCACAUUUUUAACGUAACCGUACGUUGAGGGAAGCGAAUGUAUCAAAUUGACACACAUGAAGGCAAGCAACACGUUCACAUGACGUAUUCACUCUUCAUGCAAUAUAUAUUUUAUUGUAUUUGACAACUAUAACCAGCUUCUGAUAUUACAAUAAACAAUUCUCAUUCACAUACCUAAAAAUAAAU